AUUUCAGGAUAAGUAAAUAUUUUGUUUGGGCUUUUUUUUUUCUGUAGCGAAUUUAGUCACCAGUAGACCGCACGUGAUGGGGUUGGUGGUGGGAGCAAGGAAACCUCUUUUUUGGAGAAAAAAAAUUCCCUUAAAUUUCCUUUCAUUAUUGAAAUGUUAAUCUGACAUUUUAUUCCCCAUUUUAGCUUAAUUGCCGUCCAGGACAUACCUCGGCUACCUGGACCAUUUGUCCAGGAUUUUUGAUGAUUCGAGGGUUAAUGGUUUGUUGUAAAUGAUUUGUGAUGGAAAACGUUGGUGCGGUGUCCUUUACUCUGGUUGGAAUCGGUACCAGGAUGCGAACCCAGUAUCUACCAACCAAUCUCAUUUCAGAUGGCUUAACCACUGUGUAUACACCACCGACACCGAUUAAUCUAGCAUAUUAAAUCUACAGUUUUGUUUCUCUCCCACACGUCACCCGUGUAACAACAAUGAUAUUGAACAUUUGUUGUCAGUUUUGUCAUUGAUUUUACGAUCAUAACUAACUACAUCCGAGGGAUAAAGUUGGCUGCAGUGACCUGCUAGUUAACCUUUCUUUCUCACCUACCAACUGCAAUUGCCACCAUGAAUCAAUGAUCAGGGACGUAGCUACAAGUGGCAAAACUCGUUGUUUAAACAGUGUGUUGAAGAUUGCUGUCCUUUCCUGUAAAUGAGCGGGAUGUUGUUCAGUGGUAGCGAUCGUCAGGGGUGCGACGGGACUAAUGCUGGUACACUAAAGGCUGUGUUUAAUAAAUCGAUGUGCUCUAGUGCUGCCGUGAAGCAAAACAAACUUUAAUGUUUUUUUACUCAUCCGCUGGAGAUAAUUCUUUGAGAUGUAUGGCAUCACUCGGCGAUAUCACAGAGAUCGAUUUAAAGAGAUUUGAUUGGCUCCUUCACUAUGAAGCCAAACUAAUGACAUUAACAUUACUGAAACUGAUUGCUCUAAGAUAUAAGUUAUUUGUAUAACAGUAAAUACGUAUUGGUCGGUAAAAAUGUUUUAGAAAUGUUUAAACUUGGAUUUUGAAGAGAUCUUAGGAUAUUACACUUGUGUCCGUUAGAUACCAUUUAUCUUAUACCAUAUUUGGCAUUCUCUAUUUCUCUUCAAACAUUAAAUUUUCUUUUAAACUUGGCUUUUAGGGAUAUCUUAGGAUAUUACACGUGUGUCCGUUACAUAACAUUUAUAUUAUACGACACAUCUGUAGUAUUCUCUAGUUGUGGCCAAACGUUUAAGUUCCUUUUAAACUUGGAUUUUGAGAAUAUACCAUUUAUAUUAUAUGCCACGUUUGUGGUAUUCUCUAGUUGUGGUCAAACGUUUAAAUUUCUUUUAAACUUGGAUUUUGAGGAUAUCUUAGGAUAUUACACGUGUGUCCGUUAAAUAACAUUUAUAUUAUAUGCCACGUUUGUAGUAUUCUCUAGUUGUGGCCAAACGUUUAAAUUCCUUUUAAACUUGGAUUUUGAGAAUAAAUAAGGAUCAUACACUUAUGCCCGCCAAAUGCCAUUUAUCCUAUACCACGUUUUUUGUUUUGGUUUUUUUUUUUUGUCCAGUGAUGGCGUCGACUCUGACAGAGGAUCACCUGACGUGCACGAUCUGCUACAGUCCGUUCUGUGAGCCCAAGACGCUGCAGUGUCUCCACAGCUUCUGUCACAACUGCAUUCAGCAGUACAUCAACCACGCCGCCAAGGUGCGCGGCUUCCCGUGUCCGGUUUGCAGGGAGAUCACCAUGCCACCAGACUCCAUGCAGCCGAAAUGCCAGUGGGCCAGUCAGCUCAAGACUGACUUCAAACUGAAGGGCAUUCUCGAAGCUGUAAAUCAGAUUGAGAAAGACUUUACGUCCACUGGCAAUGUGUGCCUGACUGGUUCAGAUGAGUCUGGAGAUGACCUAGAUGACAGGACCAGUCAGCUGAAGAAACUGAUUUCGGUAUCUGACCAGCUCAAGGCAUCAGUCACCGUCCUCAGAGAGCAGAUAGACAAAAGAGAGGGAACUCUUCACAAAAUGGAAGAGGACAAGGGGAUUGCCGAAGCCGGCAUCAAGUGUACAGCAAACGCUAUCAUCGAAGAGAUCCUCACCAAGGAAGGGAAUCUGCUGGAGACCCUGUGGAUGACGUAUGAUGAUCACAAGGUGGAGAUAGAGCAACAGAUCCAAGACAGACAGGAGAUUCUGGUGGAAGUGCAGGAUUCGCUGGGACUUGUGGACCGACUCUUGUCACCAGGUUCUGAAUAUGCGACAGGAGAAUACCUUCCACAGUUGCUGAACCAACAAGAGGACGCAGCAGAAUUCCUCGCUCAGUGUUCGCAUUCUGACGUGCCAUCAUCCGUGGAUUUUACCUUCAUACCAAACCCGUCCUUCAAAGAGACUGUUAUAGACACAAAACUCGGCGUGUUGAGACUGAUCGGGCCCUCGGGGCGUUUACUUUCGCCCAUACCGUCCAACAAUGUCACGAUAAGUUCGGGUUUAUCGUUCAGAUCGGUGUCUCCUUUUCCUGACACUGACUCUCCAGUACCUUCUGAAGAACCAUCACAAGCUGGAUUUUCACCAGGUUUGCUAAGGAUUCCCGAAGUGUCUGAUAAUAGGAGUCUGUACUCGUCUAAUAACAGAAUAGAUGCCUUUGGCAGAGAAUCUCCCACUGUGUCACUCUCGGUGGAUCGUGUCAUGCUACAGAAGGUCUUGUCAACAAGACUCCAUGAAGAUGAGAAUGUGCCAUACCCAUGCGGCAUGGUGGUACUCGACGAUAGUAAUGACAGGACUGUGAUCGUGGUGGUGGACUCGGAUAACGAAUGUGUGAAGUCAUUUUAUGAUGAAAACGGUCAGGAGAAAAACCAUCGCUUGAAGCUGGACAAUGCUUCACUUUGUAUCGCCAAGCUUUCCUCUGAUAAAGUGGCUGUCGGUGUUCUUUCCUUUAAAAUAUGCAUCAUCAGCGUUUCGCCAGAGCUGAACAUUAUCUCCACGAUUGAUACGGAGAGCGUGUACGACUCUCUGGCCGUCCUGAAGAAGCAGGAGAAACUGUUCAGCUUUAUAAACAUCUCACACACCACUGUGUUCACCGCAAAGGAUUCCAAAAUCGAAUGCUUCACAUUCAAGGACGGCAAGCUGAAAAACCCGGUCAAACUUAACCCAUCUUUUACGUUAUCCAGAAUAACCUCCCUUUGCGCGACGCCAUCUGGGGACAUUAUCGUCUGCGAUGCCAACCUGGGAUCGGUUUAUUGCAUGAAACUGUCCGGUGACGCCCGAUGGCAUUACCAACAGACCGACGACUUGGAUAACGGAUCUCGUACCUCGGCGCCGACCAGUGUGGCGUGCGACAAGCAGGGAAACGUUUACCUGGUGAGCAAAGAGAACCACACCAUUGUCAAAGUGGCUCCCAUGGGAGAUGAAAACCAGGUCGUGGCCACAAGGCAGACCGUGCAGAGUCCAGUGGCGAUCGCCAUUGGCAGUAAUGGACAGCUGUUCGUGUUGCAGCAAAACGGAGACCUCAAAUUCAUGACCAUAUCGUAAAGCUGAAUAUAUAUAUAUAUGUUUGCAAAGGUGUUAUCCAGAUCCGGACAUUUAUUGUACAUGUAUUUAAUGACAUUAUUUCUAGUAUAUGUUGUAUAUUUUUUUACAUUAAAUAUUCUUACACAACCAUGUGAGAGAUCAUCCGUUUCGUCCAUAAGCGUACGAGACCGAUACUCUCCCCUUUCCCCACACCCCUACACCCACUUCUGCAAGAGAAAACCUCAAAUUUGAGCAAAACAAUCGACUUAUUCGCGGAAAUUGUGCAUACCUGAGACCUUUUUACCAUGUAUUUCCAUCAUUUUACAAGCAAAAUUAGCUGUAAUCCAUGUAGAAAUGCGUAGUAGUUCGUUUGUAAUCCUAUAUAGCAGUUUGGCAGUAACGCUAUUAUGAAUAAAUGUUAUCCAAAUU
This is a messenger RNA of Gigantopelta aegis, 3917 nucleotides long. RefSeq lists its product as uncharacterized. The transcript is spliced from 3 exons. The record is from RefSeq and is a predicted model, not a curated record. The coding region runs from base 1497 to 3509 and encodes 670 amino acids. Lineage: Eukaryota; Metazoa; Mollusca; Gastropoda; Neomphalida; Peltospiridae. Gene Ontology annotation, molecular function: ubiquitin protein ligase activity; metal ion binding. Gene Ontology annotation, biological process: protein ubiquitination.